Aethina tumida (small hive beetle) is the source of this 4036-nucleotide messenger RNA. RefSeq names its product phosphatidylinositide phosphatase SAC2 (gene sp3). Gene Ontology annotation, cellular component: early endosome; clathrin-coated endocytic vesicle. The transcript is spliced from 16 exons. Gene Ontology annotation, biological process: regulation of endocytic recycling; phosphatidylinositol dephosphorylation. The record is from RefSeq and is a predicted model, not a curated record. Bases 372 to 3956 code for a protein of 1194 amino acids. Gene Ontology annotation, molecular function: phosphatidylinositol-4-phosphate phosphatase activity. NCBI's taxonomy places the organism in Eukaryota, Metazoa, Arthropoda, Insecta, Coleoptera, Nitidulidae.
CUUGCGUGCACUAAUUAAUGAACUGCGCAUGUGUCACCCCAUUGAUUGUUUCCUCUUCUUCUUCAAUGUUGCCGAUUUGUGAAUUCCGUCACAAUGUUAGGAAAAUUUGUUAUCCACACUAUUUCAAAUUAAUUGUUUUUCGACUUUUUAACAAUUUUAUUUACUCGUACACUAUUUAUUCCAUACACAAUAUUAUUAUUUAUAUAAGGUAAAACUUUUUAAAAUUUGGCCAAAUUUUCUAUGGCAAAUAGGGAUGAAACCACAAUAUAUUUGACAACGUCCCGUUUGGAUUGGAUCAUUUCCGAGUUUCCGUCUCUGUCGACGUUUCAGAAUGACAACAAACGUCUGAAUCUUGAUUUUAUUGCAAAAACAUGGAAUUAUUCAGAACGAACGAGUUUUACAUAUUCGUUAACGGCGAAUACAGUUUGUGGUGGGAUCGACAAACCGGCGCGUUCAUCCCAAAAACAGGAUGGGAUUUGACGGACGCAGACGAUCCAAUUUGUCUUGGAAUAAUCGACGGAAUCGUAGGAAAAUUGGAGCACAGUGCCGUGUUCGAUCCCCGCCUUUUACUGAUUAAAGAAAGUGUCCCGGUGGGAAAAUUGCACGGCGACAAUCAAGUCUACAAAAUUAAAACCGUUGUAUUUCUGCCGCUCGGCUCAGAGAACGUCGAAUUGAGCCUGAACGUUUGUCACAAACAUAAAACACUCGCCAGAAAAAACACAACGACCAACUCGCUGUUUGAUAUACAGAAAAAUGCGGCGUUUACGAAAACAUGGGGUACACUAAAAAGUGCAGGCAAUACCAUAAAAAACACGACGCAACAAGCCGCUGCCAUCGCCACAGGAACGCCGAAACGUCGCGACUUCAAAGACAAAGAACGUUUUGAAAAGCAAAUAAUCGAGGAAUUUUACAGAAUCUUCAACGACACCAACUCCUUCUAUUACUCCAAAACGACCGAUCUGACUAAUUCAUUGCAACGACUGUGCAAUUUAGAAAAAGAAGACCUGAUUGAUCCAAAUGCACUGUGGAAAACCGUCGACGAUCGGUUCUUUUGGAACAAAUAUAUGCUGAAAGAUCUGAUUGAUUUGAAUAAUCCCUUAUGCGAUCCGUGGAUUCUGCCUGUGAUUCAGGGUUACAUUCAGAUCGAGGAUUGUAGAGUCGAGGUAUUUCCAGACGUUCCCGGAAUGGAGAAUAAUUUUGAGGUGUUCAAAUUAUGUAUUUUGUCCAGGAGGAGUCGAUUUAGGGCCGGAACUAGAUAUAAAAGAAGAGGCGUCAAUGAGAAUGGGGAAGUGGCCAAUUACGUGGAAACUGAACAGUUGAUCGCCUACCAAACUCACGAGGUCUCUUUCGUGCAAGUACGAGGAUCUGUUCCUGUUUAUUGGUCGCAACCCGGAUAUAAAUACAGACCUCCUCCCAGAAUAGACAGAGGUGAAUCCGAGACGAAUGUAGCUUUCGAAAAACAUUUCACUAAUGAAAUACAAAAGUACGGUCCCAUUUGUGCUGUAAACCUCAUCGAUCAAACAGGAAAAGAAAAGAUCAUUUUCGACGCAUAUUCGCAACACAUUUUGAACUUGAAUAGUCCCUUUUUAACUUACGUUACGUUCGACUUUCAUGAAUACUGUCGAGGAAUGCAUUUUGAAAAUGUGUCAAUUUUCAUAAAUGCAGUGGCCGAUAUUUUAAAGGAUAUGAAUUAUUGCUGGAGAGACAGACAGGGACACAUUUGUUCUCAAAACGGAGUUUUCCGAGUUAAUUGUAUCGAUUGUCUGGAUAGAACAAAUGUCGUUCAAACUGCUUUAGGAAAAGCUGUGAUGGAAAUACAGUUUUGCAAAUUAGGAUUAAUUUCUCCUGAAGGUACAAUGCCAAACAAUAUUAAAAGUACCUUCCAAUUACUGUGGGCAAACAACGGAGAUACUAUUAGCAAACAAUAUGCUGGAACAAACGCUUUAAAGGGUGAUUACACAAGAACGGGAGAACGAAAGUUCACGGGGAUCAUGAAAGACGGAAUGAACUCCGCAAACAGAUACUACAAGAACCACUUUAAAGACUCGAUGCGACAAAGCUGUCUGGACAUUAUGACCGGCAACAGACUGCACGCGAUCGAAACGAAGAACAUUUGGUCGGAUUUCAGAACGACGGGCGCGAUAGCUUACGACAACUUGCCACAAAAGACGCCCUCGCUUGGGCCCCAUUUGGCACUGCAACAAGAGUUCGCGUUAGCUAAUCUUUUAUAUCACAUGACCAGGUACUACUUGAGUCGCUUUAAAGAUACGACGAGGCAAGGAACAAUCGACCUGAUGUUAGGAAACUGCGUAACAGAAGACGUCUUCAAUGAAUCGAAAGCUGUCCAGUGUGACGAGGACAGUGCCCUAACAGCUGAACACGUAAAACUAGUAAUCGAAGAUUGUAAAAAAAUGUUAAUAAACCAACCCGAAUGCGUUGUCGGUGCGUGGGGAUUAAUAAACGCCGAUCCUUCAACAGGAGAUCCAAGUGAAACUGAAAUGGACUCCAUACUUAUUUUGACCAAGAAUUCGUAUUUCGUCGCUGACUAUGAUGAUCAGGUUGACAAAGUGACUAAAUAUCAGGAGGUGAGACUGGAAGACUUGACUUUGUUGGAGUGUGGGAUGCCGGAAACGAAUCUGUUCAAGUUAACCAAGAAUCGAUUUUGUAUUAGGUUGAAUUAUAAAGUCGACGGAGUUGGUGGUUAUUAUCACAUGUUCAGGUCGACUCCUCUGAGAUUUUUUAAUAACAUGGCUGUUGCUAUCAAUAACGAGGAGGAAGAAAUUGAGUCAUUAAAGGCAAUAUGCGAGUCAUUUCAAGUGGCGAUGGCCAUUUCAAAUCUUCCUCCAAUUCCCUAUAGGCAGGGUCAAGCUUUGGACAGAAGAAAGUCAAAAAUCAUCAACACGGGAACAACCAGCAACAGUAUUUACUUAGAUAUUGUCGGUUUGCCUCAAAUGACCAGAAACGUUUCCGAAACACAACUAUUGGCCCUAAAAAGUGUUGGUACAAAAGCGAUAACAAACAUGACCCAACAAUUUUCAAAAUUGAAUAAGAUCUCGAGCACCUUCAAACCCAAACCUAAAUCAAGGGCGAACUUCACAAUAGGCGUACAAAACAAAACGGAAACAUCCAGCGAUUCGGAGGAUGAAUAUGAAAAUUCGAUCUUCCAGCCAAACGAAUCAACAGAAAGCGGCGCUUCUUUACACUACGCGACUGAUUCGAGUUCGAACAGUGGCGACAGAAGCAGAUCUAUAGAACAGGCUUUCGAAGCUACCGAAGAUUCGGUACUUAGUUCCAGCGCAGAGUGUUUUAUGCCCGGAGUCGGUAUAGUUAUGGGGAAUCCGGACAGCAAAGAAGGGAUGUUGCAGAGGCAAGAUUCUAAAAGGAUCGACGCCUCACAAGUUGACGACGUGCAGCUGAGCAGCAUCAUGCAGAACGUUUCGAUUGCUCCGGUUAUUAAAAUCAAUUCGGAAACUCAAGAAGUUGAGAAGAAACAGCCACCCACAACCUUAAAGCUGGACAGGAAGUUCAGCCAUUCCUCCGGAGAAGUGGACGAAACGAAAGACGAGAGCACGGUGAAAUUCGAACGUUCCAAUUCCGAUUUCGAGAUGACUUGCACCGCCAAUAUCUCCCAGAGUCAAUCCGAAUCAGCAUUGAAAAGUAAACUGGCUAACAUUGCGAGUCCGGUGUCGAGCGCUACCAAAGACCUAGUCUUGUCACCGUUCAGUAAACUGGCUAAAGGGAUGCAGAAUCUGGGAGCAAACUUAGAUCCCAGAAAGCUGGGACAAAACCGGCAAAUCUCUGAAAAAGAAAUCGAAGAGCACAGGAAACUAUUGGAGAAAUGGAAGGAUAGCAAAAGGCUUUUAGAUUGUAUUACGUCCAAGUUGAAACGUCCAUUGGGAAUAAAAAUCUUGAGAAGCGCAAAAAAACCUCCAAAACAACUUGCUUUGAAGCUGUAAACUCUGAAUUGAAUUAACUAAAUACCAAUCGAUACAAACCUGUUCAUUUAAAACAUCCUCUGAAAAAUAAACAAAGUUAC